GAACAGAUUAAAUCCAGACCUAAGAAAAAGUAUCAGUUGCCAACUUUUUCUCACGAAAUCUCCCUCGCUUUGCAAACACCUGCUGUCUCCGCCCCUCACAAUCCCCAGCCGCCAUGGACGAGCCUCUUCAAUGCUCUGUUCAUCAAGCCCUUGGUGGCGGCGCAGUUGCUGACCUGUUUCUAUGGAGAAAAUGGCACCGGAGUCUCGUUUUGCUGGUCUCUUCUACUUCUCUGUGGUUCAUAUUCGUGAGAUCUGGACACAGUUUCAUGUCUUUUGUGUCCUAUUCGUUGUUCUUAUCUGUGGUGAUCUUGUUCUUCUGGGCUAAAUCUGCUUCCCUUCUUAGUAGACCACCUCCUCCUGUUCCGAAUCUCGAGCUUUCUGAAGAAAUUGUUGUGAAGGCAGCUGAUGAGGUUCGAGUCUGGGUGAAUCAAGUAUUGUCUAUUGCACACGACAUUGCAAUUGGUGGAAACUUGAGACUUUUCAUUCAGCUUGCAAUAGGUUUGUCGGUUAUUUCGUGCAUUGGUGGUUUAGUUGACUUUCUCACGCUGGUAUACGUUGGCGUUCUUCUUUGUUUGUCACUGCCCCUAUUGUAUGAAAAGCACCAAAUCCUGAUUGACGAGAAGCUGAAUGCAGCAUAUAAAAUAGCUCAGAUACAAUUCCAGAAAAUUGAAGACAAGUUACUGAACAACAUACCGUUGCAUUCAAACAAGGAGAAGAAGAUCCAAUAGUCUCACUGUAAUCUCUCUAUCCCCUCUCUCUUGCUACUUCUCUCUAGUAGAUAAAUAUUAACCUCACUCUGUUGGAUGUAUGUAUUGGUAAUUUGGUACAAGUGUUCCCUUUGUGCAGAUUUGUAAUCGUACUUGAUAUGAUACUCCAUUACAGUUUAGAAAAUUCGGAGUUCAUAAUUCAAACUAUUCAUUUUAUGGAUAUAGUUUUGUUGAUUUACAGUUUGUGCAUGAAAUAAAUGUCAG
Molecule: messenger RNA, 971 nt
Organism: Striga asiatica
Lineage: Eukaryota; Viridiplantae; Streptophyta; Magnoliopsida; Lamiales; Orobanchaceae
Source: the annotation of a GenBank genome assembly